UGUCUUAUUCAGCUCUCACCAUGAGCGACGUUAUCGCCAAGUCCCCACAGACAGACCCAGAGGCUCAGCCUCUCUUGGAUGCUCCUCAGCUAACAUACGAUGCAGCAGAGCCUAGCAAUGGUAUUGUCAAACAAGAGCGUAGUUGGAAGCACAUAUUAUUUUAUGUGUUAACCACGCUGCUGGGUGUUGGCGUCUUGGCCAUCUUCAUCAAAGGCUUUAUCGAUGCUGACGAUGUAACGUUUGAUUUCAAGAAGGCACUGAAGGCUGCGAUAGGUGGGGGAUUGAGCGGUGCUGCUGCUAUGGUUCUGCAGGUGCUGACUUUAAUGCCUAUUCGCACCGUUAUGAACUACCAAUACCGAUACGGGUCUACGACGAGCGAAGCCAUCGUCACCUUAUACAACGACGGCGGGUGGACACGCUACUACCAAGGGCUCGCCGCAGCUCUUAUACAAGGCCCCGUAUCUCGCUUUGGCGAUACUGCAGCCAACACCGGGAUUCUCGCCCUCCUCAGCUCGAAUACGUACAUGAAGGAUCUUCCGCCGCACAUCCAAACUAUAUUCGUCUCCCUUGCAGCCGCUUCAUUCAGGAUCAUCCUCACCCCCAUCGAUACCGUCAAAACAACUAUGCAAACCCAAGGCAAACCAGGAAUCCGCAUUCUGAGAACUCGCGUCAAGCAAUACGGAAUCGGCUCAUUGUGGUAUGGUGCACUCGCCACCGCAGCAGCCACGUUCGUGGGGAACUAUCCUUGGUUCUCUACUUACAACUUCCUUGACCAAACACUGCCUCCGCCUACCACUUUUGUGGAGAAGCUUUUUCGGCAGGCCUUUAUUGGUUUCUGUGCCGCUGUCGUCUCUGACACUGUCUCGAACUCCCUGCGGGUUUUGAAGACCUACCGCCAAGUCAACGAGACGCGUAUCGGGUAUAUAGACGCUGCUCGUGCCGUCAUUGCUGUGGACGGGUUUCAAGGUUUGUUCGGCCGAGGACUCAAGACAAGAAUCAUCGCGAAUGGCCUGCAGAGCAUCAUGUUCUCCAUUCUAUGGAAGUUGUUUUUAGACUUGUGGAACCGUAAAACAGAAGGAUAGUUAUGAGCUACAGUAUAUAUCCAGUAGGUAAAAAUAGUCUGGUCGUGAGAAGCUGCGGGGAUAUGGCACCAGCUGAACUCAUUCGUCUUCAUAUGAAUCUGUUUCCGCUGGCAAUGGCAUUGUACGCGUUCAGCC
Guyanagaster necrorhizus is the source of this 1217-nucleotide messenger RNA. Its product is annotated as mitochondrial carrier. The record is from RefSeq and is a predicted model, not a curated record. The transcript is spliced from 6 exons. The coding region runs from base 21 to 1082 and encodes 353 amino acids. Lineage: Eukaryota; Fungi; Basidiomycota; Agaricomycetes; Agaricales; Physalacriaceae.